GGAGGGAGUCCUCUUGUUUCGUCUGUUUGCGUUUGGUCGAUUGUAACAACGGCAGCAGCAUCAGACAAGGCAUAACCUAAUGAUGGAAGAAUUUGAAGAUGGUGAAGCUCUUCCUACUGAAGAUCUGGUUCAGUGUAACAUCUGCAGAAGAUGUUUCUUCCCUAAAGUCCUGGAGAAGCAUGCUAAGAUCUGCCAAAAGUCAACAUCUAAAAGGAGAAAGGUUUUUGACUCCAGCAGACAGAGAGCUGAGGGAACAGACAUCCCCACACUGAAACCCAUCAAACCAAAGUCACAAAGUUCAGCAGCUGCUGAGAAAGCAGAACCCCCGAAGAAGCCGUCCAACUGGCGCAAGAAACAUGAGGACUUCAUUGCUACCAUCCGGGCUGCCAAGUCCCUCACUCAGGUCAUGAAGGAUGGGGGGCCGUUACCCCCACCUCCUCCUCCGACUUAUGACCCAGACUACAUCCAGUGUCCUUACUGUCAGCGGAGGUUCAACGAGAGUGCCGCUGACAGACAUAUCAAGUUCUGCCAGGAGCAGGCCGCCCGCAUGCCCAACAAAGGCAAGUUAGGAGAUGCCAAGAAGCCUCCUGGUCGCACACAGUACAAGCCUCCUGGUCCUGUAAAGAAGACCAACUCUUCCGCUGUGUCAACCAUCCCUUCAGCCUCCUCUCGUCUACCCCAGAGAUCAGGCCUCGGACAGCCCACUGGAAUCCCUUCUAGUAAGGUCUCCUCUGCAGGUUCAGUGAGGAGUAAUCCCUCUGGCCUCACCAGCCCACCAUCAGGUGUGGGAAGUAAGACCCGAGGAGUGAGCUCUGGCUAUGGCUCAGUGAGAAACACUCAGUCUGGAGUAGGACUCAACAAGAAGAAAGUAGACACCCACAUAUCAAGGAAUGAUGUUGAUGGUGGGAAUGAAGUCGGCAAUGGUGGAAUGAAGAGCAAAUUCUGUCACGCUUGUGGUACCAAGUACCCCGUUGAAUCCGCCAAAUUCUGCUGCGAGUGUGGGGUCAGGAGGAUGUGUAUCUGAGCGAAAUCCGAAGAACGACAAAGUAGAGGAGCGUAGGGAUGCACCAGUACUCAAGCUAGCUUCAGAGUUUCACCAAAGCUAAGAAGAAUUUAACCCCUUCAGCUUCAGUGUACCGCCGGCGGUACACCUACUAAUUUGCAUAGGAAUUUCAAGAAUGUCCGACGGCUGCAAACACGAUUAUACAAACACUAUACGCCGAUGGAAAGCUUAGAUUCUCAUGAAUCCGCCGGUAUAAACCACUUUCAGAUGCGAUUACCACAGCGGGUGAGAAAAACACAUUUGUCCGACAAAAACGAAUAUUCAUCCAUCCGUUCUCUAUCCACAGCUUCAACGCACACAGCGCGACUCACAUUUCCGGGUUUAUUAUUACACACAAAAAAAAAGAUUCCACAAAAAACGGCCAUAAUCCAACCUUUUACAUCAGAUGACACAAGCCAGUAAACUAUUUUAUCCAAAACAUGUCCUGAAGUCGGUAUAAAAUCCCCGAAUCGGUCAUUUUCAAGGAAAUGCACCUCGCGAUGCCCGUCCAAUAUUCCCUGUAUUUUUCGUAAUUUUUUUUAUUUAAAAAUAGAAUAUUAGCGAUUUUUUGUACUAAAAACGGCUGGAAUUGACUGAAGCUUAAAGGGUUAAAAAAAAAAAAAACAUAUCUGUCUUAAUUUUCACACGUGGGACUAGUUUCCUGGCAGUAAAGUGGUUUAAUUAUCCGACAACCAUGAGGUACUGAGUUUCCUUUUAUAAUCGGAUGUUAGUCUUUAUUCCUAAACCUAAAAUAUCUGGUACAUUUGGCUACUAAACACUGAAGAAUCUCAGUGGUGAACUGAUGUGGUAUAAAAGUUACGUGAAAAUGUAAAGGUUCAUGAUAUCAGUGCUUUUUGUUGACUGAUUAAUAAACAAUCCAUGCAGUUUUGAUUAGCUUUUCCUCUCAAUGCUGGAUUUUCUCUCAACAUUGCUGCUUUUUCCGACACCUUAUAUACAUAAAUAAACAUUACUGCCGUGAAACUAGAGGCCAUAGAGGGUUUGAGAAUUUCUAACGACAGAAUGAAGCAGGGGAUGAUGCGGUCUGAACAAUAAUCAGUACUUAUGGAGGAGACUCAGUAUCAGCAUUUAGCAGAUAUUGGUGCAUCUUUAGAAGUGAGUAGAGGGCAGAUGAGUAGAUGCAGACUAAGAAGUGGGCUGUUAAAUGUGAAAUGGGAGGUAAAGGAAAAAAAUGUUGGGUUACUCAUUAGAGGUGAUUUUGAUUGCCCCCGUAUCUCAAUCCCCGGUCAACCUUGAACUGAAAUGCAUUCCUUAAUCCGCUCUGCCUCCGCUUCCUCUCAAGCAGAAUACGUUCCUUUUAAAGUGCAAUAUGAUUGACUACUGAAGAAAGCAAUGUGGUUUUCUAAAGAAAAUGUAUUCAAAUUUUUGUCUUUUCACCUUGUUUUGAUUGGGACCUUUCCCAAAAAGUAAUUAGCUGUUGAAGGUCCUUGCUCCCUUUAAGGUCACUUUGCAGCAGAACUUAUAAUAUUUCCAACACAGACACAUGUAGCAUUUGCUCAGUCCCUUUCAUUUCCUCUCAUUUUAUACAAUUAUUAAUUUUCUUAUUCCCUUUCGUUUUUACUGAAUAAACAAUGAUGCAUCUUUUGUUUAAUGCUCAACAAAAAUCGGAUGUUUUUAUUUGGAUUUGUAUGAGAUCUAAAUGCACCUGGAUGUGUUGCAGUUGCUUUUUUCUUUACAGUGUUUCUCCUGAGUCAGUAUUCAGUGCACUACGGCACUUAGGAUCAGAAAUACAGUAACACUACUGUCGUUUAAACGGCUUAUAGGCCUUUGGUUGAUGUCUCUGCUUAGUCCAACACACUAUUUAUAACCUCACAGACUUUGUUCACAGGUGGGGCUCUGAGAGAGAAACUCCUCUUCCUGAGGUGCAUUGGUAAUUUAAGUCAUUUAACUGCAAUUAACUAAGAUACUCCAGGAGAAUGAAACUCCUUUAGCAAAUAAGGCAUUUGUUCCAAUAAAUAAACUAUACUGUAUUUAUGUUAUAUGACAAGAAAUGUUGACUGGAUGGGUAUAUUUUCCUGUACUGAUUACAGUGGUUGUUGCCCGGGUAUGGUUGUGCACUAAUGCCAUGUAUAUCCACCAUCAAUAAACUUCUAUGAAGACA
Messenger RNA from Acanthochromis polyacanthus (spiny chromis), 3161 nucleotides. RefSeq names its product zinc finger, C2HC-type containing 1A (gene zc2hc1a). NCBI's taxonomy places the organism in Eukaryota, Metazoa, Chordata, Actinopteri, Pomacentridae. Bases 80 to 1024 code for a protein of 314 amino acids. The record is from RefSeq and is a predicted model, not a curated record. The transcript has 10 exons.